Molecule: messenger RNA, 1509 nt
Organism: Haliotis rubra (blacklip abalone)
Lineage: Eukaryota; Metazoa; Mollusca; Gastropoda; Lepetellida; Haliotidae
Product: cell death abnormality protein 1-like
Exons: 3
Coding region: 144-1253 (369 amino acids)
Molecular function (GO): scavenger receptor activity
Source: RefSeq, a predicted model, not a curated record
ACUGGGUAUCGCGUGAUAAAGUCUUACAUACAAGCGUUCAUGCAGUUGCAGCCCGAAGAGCCGAAGGUAACAGUCGUCGCUGACGACGAGACAUUUGGUUAUGUUGUGUCUCCCAUAGGCAGAGGACAAGCAUCAAGAACGACAUGUGGUUCCGUCUGCUGACUGUGGCUGUUUCUCUGCUGGCAGUAUUGUCAUCCUUUGUCGAAUCCGGGCGUUCAUGUGAAACAGACGGUUGUGUCCAUGGUAACGGCCUUUUGAAGUGCCAGUCGUGCGAGAUUGGUUGUUGGGGACGAAACUGCAGUUCUCCAUGCUGGGACAACUGUCACAAAGACGGAUGUGACAGAAACACUGGACAAUGCUUCCUGUGUAAACCAGGGUUUUAUGGGGCACGGUGUGACAUCUCGUGUUCGCAGAGUUGCUCAGCCAGUCAUCAGGACGCUUUGUCAUACUGCGAUCAAGACACCGGUGAGUGUUAUAAGACCUGUCAACGAGACUCAACUGACACAAUCUGUGACGGGCGUUGUCCUCCCAAUUGCAGGGAUAACACAUGUGAUAUAGUUACAGCAAAAUGCGUGGUUGGGUGCGACUCGGGUUGGAACGGAGAUUUCUGUAACAACUCCUGCAGCAACUGUCUGAGUGGAAGAUGCAGCAGCAACGGUUAUUGUCUAGAUGGCUGCUCUCCAGGUUUCUAUGGCCAGUUGUGUGAACGAACGUGCCCUCAUUGCUGGUUUUCUGGCUGUGACAGACAGACUGGGGUCUGUGAACAGUGUCAGCCUGGGUACCAUGGGAUCCACUGUAACAAGAGGUGCCCUGACAAGUGUUACGCAGACCAAAGUGGUGACAAGAACUGUGACAGGGACAGUGGUAGAUGUUCUCAAGGCUGUGAGACCGGGUGGCACGGGUCCCACUGUAAGACAAAGUGCAGUCCACACUGCAGAUCUCAAUGUCUGAGUAUCGAUGGUUCCUGUGUUGACGGCUGUGUAAAAGGACAUUACGGCAAACAUUGCCACAGUACAUGUAUAACUUGUAAAGACAAUGACUGUGACCACCAAGGCCGCUGUAGGCAGUGUCCAGAGGGCGUUUAUGGAGACAAGUGUGACCAGCCUUGUCCGUUGGACUGUGACACGUGUAAUCGUGAGGGAAAUUGUGUAUAUGCAAUGAAUACAGAACCCAGUAGUUCCGCUGCCUCCCUGUAUUCUGACACAGUAGUAGCCCUCGGUUGCGUGUUGUACAUAAUUGCCACACGGGCUUAGGACCGACGUGAUGGAACAUUCGUUAUGGCCGAGACCUUACCUCUUGAGUGUGAGGCACUUCAAUCGGGUGUCUCUAGAUUUCAAGUUUGGUAGAGUCUCGGCUGUACAAUGGUUUAUCUGAGGUCUGUUGAUAUUUUUCUGUAUCUGAAAUAAAAAUAAUUGUCAUUAAAUCUUUGUACAUGUGUAUAUUUAUGAUAUGACUGGUCUUUAAUUCAUAUAUAUUUCUCUCAAGUUGGAAUAAAAUGUCAGAACAUCA